Molecule: messenger RNA, 4732 nt
Organism: Brienomyrus brachyistius
Lineage: Eukaryota; Metazoa; Chordata; Actinopteri; Osteoglossiformes; Mormyridae
Exons: 11
Coding region: 2453-3913 (486 amino acids)
Source: RefSeq, a predicted model, not a curated record
AACCCAGACAGCAGCUGACUCCGAUCCGGAUCCGCAUCUAAGCCGGCAAAUCCGCGUUACAGUCAAAUCCGUUUUACAGCUGCGAUACGGACAAGGGCCGGACCUAGGCUUCAGUGGCGGGAACGCAAUAAUGUCAGCAGAAUCAAAGCAGCUACGGGCCGGAUCCGGGGAACGAGCGCGCGAAUUUUCAUUUUCUGGAAUCUGACAGGAUAACCGCAGCUUGGGUCGAGGCGCAGGAAAAGUUUGAGGAAACAGUUUUAUUCCGGUUCGACCACAUAUCCAAGGAGACAAUGAAAAGGAGGGAAUCUCCAUUAACAAGCUCUGGAGUCAGGCGGAGGGCUCGCAUUUCUUUAGAAAAACGACUGCAUGACAUUGCAGAAGACUGUCUGAUAGAAUCAGAGCAAACAACAGCUGACAGAGUUGACUCUCAGUUCACCACCAAUGACACUGAUAGCUGCAGUGACUCAAGUCUCUCUCCGAUAGAUGACCAUUUAGAUGCACUUUGCACAGAUGAUACUGGAGGAGAGGCAGAGAGACUAGAUGCUUCAGAGUCUGAUUCUGAGUCAGAGUCUCAGUUUGUUGACAAGCCAGUCAGCCUUGUUGCAAGCUUAGCCAAUUGGUCUGUACAGUUUGGAGUUUCUUUAGUAGCACUCACAGCCCUCCUUAGUUUGUUGAGAGUGUACCACCCAGAACUGCCCAAGGAUGCUCGAACCAUCCUUCAAACAAACACUGAAUAUAAAAUCCAACAAAAAUGUGGUGGUUUGUAUCAUUAUAGAGGUAUCUUGACAGCACUGCAUGACACACUAACCCAGCUAAUUAAGAAUGUUGCAGAUGGCUUUACUUUUAGAUUACAGAUAAAUAUUGAUGGCUUGCCAUUGUUCAAGAGCACAAAUAUACAGUUAUGGCCCAUUUUAGGACUUUUGUUAAGUGUCCCGAUGAAGGAACCCAUUGUUAUUGGCCUUUUUUGUGGUACAAAAAAACCAAAUGCCCCUGAUGAAUUUUUAAGUGAUUUUACCCAUGAGCUAAAGCAGCUGCAGGAAGGAUUUAAUUUUAGAGGGAAAAAGGUCUUCAUUGAACUGGCUUCGGUUGUAUGUGAUACCCCUGCUAGGGCAUUUGUAAAAAACACAAAGGCUCACAAUGCAUAUCAUGGAUGUGACAAGUGUUGCCAGCCAGGUGUUUACGUUAACAACAGAAUGACAUACCCCAUAAAUAAUUUUGUAUUGCGCAAUGAUUCAUCAUUUUCAGACAGAGUUGACAAGGACCAUCACCACAAUGGACCACAUGGAUUUUCUGGUCUAGAUGUUGGUAUGGUAACUAGAUUCCCUCUAGAUUACAUGCACCUCGCAUGUUUAGGUGUCACACGUAGAUUGUUAAAUGUUUGGCUGAGGGGGCCUUUGAAAUUUCGCUUAUCCUCUAAUGUCGUUGAUAGAAUUUCUCAAAGUCUGAUUCAGAUGCGUACAUAUAUACCAGUGGAGUUUGCAAGGAAGCCAAGGUCUCUAAGAGAGAUAGACCGUUGGAAAGCAACUGAACUAAGGCAGUUUCUGUUGUAUACUGGCUCUAUUGCUCUGGCACCACAUUUAGAUAGUAAUUUAUAUAACAAUUUCGUGUUAUUUUAUACAGGUAUUUGCAUCCUUGUCAGUCCUCAGCUGUGCUCCUUGUACUGUAACUAUGCAAACACAUUACUUACAACAUUUGUAAGUCAUUUUGGGGAACUUUAUGGCAAGGAUGCCUUAGUGUAUAAUGUCCAUGCAUUGGUCCACCUAUCUGCAGAUGCCCAACUGCAUGGUUGUUUGGACUCUGUCUCAGCUUUUCCAUAUGAAAAUUAUCUCCGUAAAUUGAAGAGGUUUGUACGAAAGCCAGAAUUUCCCCUUGCACAAAUUAUAAGAAGGUUAUCUGAGGUUAAAAAGAUCAGUAUUAUUGAGAUGCCCUGUAGGAAUUUAAGGAUGCAACAUUAUGUUGGACCUGUUCCUGAUGGCCUUCAAGCAACAGCACAGUACAGGGAGCUGCAGACUGAGCAAUGGUCAAUGAAAGUUUCCACAGGUGAUAAUGUUUUUGCUAUAGAUGGAGACAUUUGUGUCAUACAUAACAUCAUUCAGUCUGUGGACGGAAUAUAUGUAGUAAUUAAAGUUUUUACACAAAUGGAAACUUUCUUCAACUACCCGAUGAGCUCUGAUUUUCUCAGAAUAUUUAUUGUGUCUCAACCUACAGGGCCAUUGAAGGUGGCCAAAGCAUCACAGGUCUCUCAUAAGUGUGUGCUUUUGCCUUAUAAAGAGAGGUUUGUUGUCAUGCCCCUCUUACAUAUCAACAGUUCUAGUACUAGGUUAUAGGUGGAGUUGUGGAAAGUUUAUGUUUGGGAGCAGAGUAGUGGGCGACAAAAUUUAUGUUGACUGACAACUGACUUAACUUUUUGAAGAACUGAAGAUUAACUGUUUUUUUCCACAAAAGUUUCUGUAUGUAUGUGCAUUUUGAUGAUAUGUUUUUGGUUGUUGAAUUUCUGGAAACCAAGACUGUUAAUAUUAUAGCCGAGUCAUGGUUUGAGGAUGGUGUCACUUGGUGGCCAAAUUAUAGUAAUGAUGAACGCAUAAACAGAGCUGUACAAAAGUGUGAGGAACCAAGAACAGGCUGGAAACAGUAUGAUGUUCGAGUCCUCUCAAGAACUGGUGAUUAUCGAAAGGCAAGAGAGAAACUGAGGGCCUCACUGACCUGUAACACGUCUGAGUUACAAACAGACGACGAGGAAGAAGUGAUUAGGAAAAGAAAAAUUAAGCCAAGGCACGUUUUUGGUGAUACAGACUCGGACAAUGAACUAGAAGUGGGUAAAAAGAGGAGAUGCAGCAGUAUCUCCUCUGCACCAGCACCACCUAUUCCUCCACCUACUCCUGACAUACCCUCUGAUUCAGCUUGCCAGACCUCUACUGGACCUCUGCUAAACCUGAGGCAUACUGAAUAUCCCUGUUUUACGACUGUGCCACCUGCCCCCAUUACGACACUUGGCAUGCCUUCCAGUCCUCUUCACCACUUCUCCAUUAGACAUUCUGAACACGGCCGUUACACAGCUCCAGUGCAUGCAGUUACCACCCCCAUCUCUCACAUGCCCUCAAGCUCUAUGAGCCAGGUCUCUGCUACACCUAUUUCUGAAGAACAUCAAGACCAUUCAUUUAACCCCAGGUUUAGACUGGGGAGGACAGGCACUGGACCUAUUCCUUGCUCUGCCGCUCAACUGCACAUCCUAACAUUGUUGGAACAUAUCAAGGAACAGCAGAUGCAGCUUGCUGCUAUCGUUAAUAAUCUUGCUGCACGUAUGGCGACAGACACUGUUGUUGCUGAAAUGCCUCCCAAUAUCAGUUUGCCACUGGCCACCAUGUCUGAAGUUGAGGAGUUGGAGGAGUGGCUUAAAGAUUCAAGAAACUCGCAUGCUAAGCAAAACAUGAUUUCUGCUCUGGGUGCUACAGGAGGACAAAACGCUAAACGAGUCACAUGGAACAUACUUUCAAGACUUUUCUCAGAUGCAGUAGCCAAAAAAAUAAACUGGAAAGGAGUUAAUGGGAAAAAGUGCUUUAAAGAAAUGCAUACAAGAAGUUUGUUGAUCAGAGCUGUAAGGAAGAACCAGUCUUCCUCCGGUGUAGCAGAUAGUGAGGUCGAUUCUUACACCAUCCGUUGGUUUAACCUGGCGUCUGACCGUGGAGGUGGCCGGAAAGAACGUGCAAGAGCCAAAGAGGCAUCAACUGAGGUGAAAUUUCUAUGGAAGAAGCAUUAUGGCAGUGUGUGUUUUUUUAGCUUUGAUUUUUGCACUUGGUUCAAUUUUAAAAAUGUAACUUGGGUUGUCUUGGUUAUUCUGAGACUUAGACUUGACUCGUGUUCACAACAUAGUACAGUUAGUAUGUGGAAUCAUAUUCUGAGCAAUAGGUGCUGACCUCCAAAAGGAAAAGGACAUUUAGCAUUUAAUGUCAUACCCUGCUACAAUAACAGUGCUCCCUGAAUGCAGCUGCAGCACAUUUGUAUGGCAAGAUAUAAUAUUACAGUAUAACCAUACAAAAUGUAUUUCCUAAACGGCUGUCUGUAGCUGGGUCAUGCAGCCACUUGACACUGAGCGAAACUUUAGCCUACCGUAAAUUGUAUUCUGGACCAGCAAAAUGCACCGUUAUCUUGGGCCCGGGUGACAAAGCAACACCAGUGCUCUACCUUGCUGCCAUGGUUAAUGCGCUUUGAUGUUUUAUGUUUCAAUGAGAGGAAGUGCCAUGUGAAUGCAGUGCACAGUGCAGGAUUCAAGUGUGGCUGCCUGAAUUAGCUCACAGGUGUCACGUCAUUUAAUGCAACAUUAUAGAGGUAAAGUUUACAUAACAUUAAAAAGCAUGUUCGUAAGACAUGAUCAAUACAUUUAAGAACUAUAAAAAUAAGAUAUUUUAAGACUUAAGGACCCGUGUAAACCCUUUUAGAAACAGGAGCUGGACGACAUAAAAACUUCAUUUACCUGAAAUGAUUGAACAUCGGUUAAUCACCCACCUCUCCCUCAUGUCACCUAUAAAUCAAAUUUGAUUAAAACUUCAGAUCACUUUUGUUUCAUAGCCUUUGUACUUUUUUGCCAGUAUGAAUGUGAAAUGUCUCCAAAGAGGUCUAAAGAGAUCUUAGUCUUAAAUUUAACUUUUUGAAACUUAAGAAGCCCUGAAAUUUUAUUGUUUUUGGCUGAAAUCUUUAAUAUUCAACUAACAGCUUUUUUUCUUGGUCUUUUUGU